AUGGAAAGUGCUAUUAGUGACUCCACAAUUGAGAAUCUUCCAUUUGAAACCAUCAUUGAGAACAUCCAUCUGGCAACCGAGGAUGUACUUAAAGGCGAGGACUAUUUAUCCUACAGUACUCUUUGGGAUAUUUAUUUAAGUGACGUAGAUAGAUAUUCAUACGAUGAACGAGAGGAGUUGUUGGGACUUUUACACCAAGUCUUGAAGGACAAUCCUGUGCUAGCAUUUGAAAUUGGUUGGGACAUACCGGCUUUACUUAUGCCAUACUUUGAAACUAAUUUCCAGUUCGAUUCCGGGAUAAGAAAUAGUCCGGGUUUGUAUAAGUUGUUAAAAAUAUUUGAAGUGCUUGCCUUAGAGGGAAAUCCUAAGGAAUUGAUUCUUAAAUCUUGUGAACUUUUAAGUAGCUUAUCCGUUGAUGAUAUUGUCGAAAACGUACAGUUUAAAGAGAGAUUCUUCAAUUUGAAGCUAUACUCACUCUGUGAGUUAUUGGAUAGUUGUUUGAAGAAAGUGGAUACUUAUUACCCCUCAAGAUUUCUUCUGAUGGCUGUUACGUCUUUCAUCAAUAUGAUCUAUUCCAAUGUGGAUGCCAACUUCACUGAGUUACCAUUUAUUUUCAGAAGAAUCUAUUCCUUUGUUAGGAAUUAUGAAGGUCCCCAGUAUCCAUCAUCCUCAACAGAAUAUACUGCGGAAGAACUAGCAAAGAUAAAACAAGAUGAAGAAUUUUUACAGAGAAAGUUGUUGACUUCCUUUUUAACUAAUGCUGUUGAUUUGUCUUUCCGUGAUAGAAUGGAAGGAUAUACCCUUGAUUUUUUCUCUUUCUUGCAAGAGCUGAAACAAGAACAAUUAAAGAAGAUAUUGAUUUACCGGUUGGAGUCUCCACCUUUCGAAAGGUUAUCUGAGUUGGCAAUUUCCAUGGAUAUUUGGUUGAAGAAAACUUUUGAUACAUACAUUGAGGAUUCCCAUAAAUUAUUCAAACAAUUUGAUUACACACUGACGGCUGGUGAUGAUGAUGACGACUUGAUGGGAGAAAUCUUUGAAAAAGUGGUCAUUGAUUAUCAAAAGAACUUGGCUACUUCAAUUACUACUUCGGAUGCUCAAAAGAUUACAAACUCAACUAUAGGAAUACUUGAAUUGUAUUCUUACAAAGUUGUUUCCGAUCGUGACUAUAAUAAUGUUUCUGUUUCGUUAUAUGAUGCUAUUGUGUUCACUAUUCGAUUACAAAUUCCAACCAUGAUUCACAAAACCUUCCUUAAUAGAGGUACUCAAGAUAUGUGUGCCUUUUGGUCUUGGUUGGCAAUUAAUCAAUAUAGUGAUUCUUGCAGAAAACUUGCAAUUGAAUUGAGCAAGAUUCCUAAACAAUUGCUCACAAUUUAUUAUCAAUCGUUGUUGUUUAUCUAUUUGACUGAAUAUUCCAUUGAACCAAAGUUUGGCUUUGCUACCUUGACUUUAUUGCUGAAGGUAUUAUCUGAAUCACCAGAGGAAAUAGCCUAUGAUUUUAUUAAGGAUUCAUUGGUGAAUUGCCCACAUCAGAGUUUAAAGACAGCACUUGUUGGAAUAUUGAAGCAUUUAUUGACAAGGAAUAAAACCGAAGCUUUAAUGGAUAGUAUAACCUCACAGCUAGAGAAAACGGAGAUCUCCGGGAAGAAGGACAAUGAAAAAGUUGAACCCAAAGCACAAGAUUCUCAACCCAAAUCUGAAGAUGAUGAAUCCAAAUCAGAAAACAAUGAACCAAAACCUCCUGCCCUUCCUGCAAGAAAUGUCACUGCCAAUGCCAAGUUUAUGCUGUUGAAUGACUCUCGUACAAAUGAUAUAAUAAGUCUUGUACAGAGCAGUGUGGACGAAACGUUCGCUAAUAAUGAUUUAGAUCUGCUGAAAUUACCCACCCUUUCUGCUUACUUGAACCUCAUUAUAGUUAUCAAGAGUCAUCCAAAUUUCACCUCACAUCAAGAACAACUUGCUAAGAUUUUGACAUCAAUCGAGAUGCAGAUUUCUAGUAUUAAAAAGAAGGAUUCCUUGGACCCUUCCUUGACCAACUUUCUAGAUGUCUUAUUGCUUACUAUUGAAAGGAUCCGUGAAGUUUAG
Molecule: messenger RNA, 2082 nt
Organism: Lizanozyma spartinae
Lineage: Eukaryota; Fungi; Ascomycota; Pichiomycetes; Serinales; Debaryomycetaceae
Gene: YBP1
Product: Ybp1p
Exons: 2
Coding region: 1-2082 (693 amino acids)
Biological process (GO): cellular response to oxidative stress
Cellular component (GO): cytoplasm
Source: RefSeq, a predicted model, not a curated record